This is a messenger RNA of Ruditapes philippinarum (Manila clam), 2939 nucleotides long. RefSeq lists its product as uncharacterized. Bases 1165 to 2253 code for a protein of 362 amino acids. NCBI's taxonomy places the organism in Eukaryota, Metazoa, Mollusca, Bivalvia, Venerida, Veneridae. The transcript has 2 exons. The record is from RefSeq and is a predicted model, not a curated record.
GCAUGAAACACUUUUGAGUCAACAAACCCAGUCGACUAGUAGUCAACAAACCCAGGUGGCCACCAUAUAUUAUGAUACAGUAGUCAGCAAAACCAGGUGACCAUUGUGAAACAGUUGUCAAUAAGGCAUAGUGACAAUCAUGAAACUUUGCUUACCGUCGUGAUACAGUUGUCAAUAUUAUAAGCCAUGGUGACUGUUGUGAUACAGCAGUUAUAAAGUAGAAAGAAAAUUUUUAUUUGAUAAGUGUAAUUGCUGUGCCAAUGUGCAUUUACUAUUGAACAGAAUUUUGCAUAACAUUUACAAUCAAAAUGACCUUUUAUUUCCACGGAGUAACCUGUUCAGCUUAACAACAACAUGUGUUACAUUGAUUACAACAUAAAUCUACUGAUAUUUUCUUGAGGACUUGGAUAUAUGAGAACUAAUGAAAGAAUCAUAAGAAUUGAAUGCUUUUGCUCUCAGUGCAUUUUGUAUCCAUGUUAAAACUCAAUGGUUGUUUUAAGUGUUGAUAAUUAAUAAGGAAGCUGGUAAAGCUACUUUAUUUUCUAUAAGUGGCUGUGUACUGUUAAAGAUUAGGCACUGGAAAGGAGAGAUAUGAUUUAUUUUACAAGGAAUAGGGAAAAUAACUAUAAAUAUACUGGUCCCAUUAUAAAACUGCAUGCAUACUUACUUCAGUAUUAAAUACAUCAGAACAUUGAUUUGUGAUAUACAAUGUAUGUGAUAUAAAUAGUGUUAACUGAACCAUUAAAUGUUAGUAAAAAGUUUAGAUGUUUUAAACUUCUCAAAUGAAGAGUUGAUGAUUAAAAAACCGUCUGACUUUUGUGGUAUUAAAAGAACUAUGCUUUAAAGUUUUGGAUGAAUAUGGUGAUUCACAUAUGCCUUUCAAAAUGUUUAAAUAGUUUUUAUACAUAAAUGGUAUGCAUAGAGAGUAAUUUGAUGCAUAUAAGUCAAUAAUAGCACACUGAGUAUAAUCAUUGUGAAUUUGUGACAACAGAUUUUACAUUUAUAUAACUAUUGGAAUAUUGGAUAGUUUAAUGAUGUGGAUUGCAUAUCGGAUCAUUUACAAGAUCUCUUUGAGCCAGGAAAAUAGUAAAUAUGAGAAUUUUAUGAUGCUAUAUGCUUUUAAUAAUCUGUUUUAAUUGUUGGUAGCUUAAACAAGGAAAGACAAUGAAGACGGCUAUUCCAUCAUACCUGAAGCUUGGAUCAAUUUUUGUUAUUUGCAUGUGUUUAUUUGUGUACUUGAACUGGGAUACGGUGCCACCAAGGAACAUCUCGUACAUGAACUUUACGGUUGUUCGGGAGAAAGGUAAUGUUGUACAUCUGGUGCCAGAGAUAAACACUACCAGCGAGCAGGUCUAUAAGAGAAUUACGGAAACAUACAAUACUCGAGAUAGGGAGUAUGAUUUGCGAAUUAUUGUUGUUGUUUAUAAUCGAGCCCAGUCUCUGACCAGGCUUUUAAAUUCGUUGAACGAGGCUGAAUACGGUAAAGAUUUCAUAAAACUUGAGGUGUGGAUUGACAGAUCUAUAGAUCAAAUGAUUGAUUCAUUGACAUUAAGAAGUGCAAAUGAAUUUAGAUUUAAGCAUGGCCAGUAUAGUGUCAUACAACAUCCGCGUCAUGUAGGGAUAUAUGGACAAUGGCUUACUACAUGGAAACCAAAGAUAAAUAGUUCUGAAAUAGCGGUGAUACUAGAAGACGAUUUAACAGUGUCACCCUAUUUUUACAAAUAUUUAAAACUAGUCCAUCGUAAAUAUGACUCGUAUCCUGAUGUGAACGGAUAUGCGUUGCAGGGAUCAACAAUUAAGCAUUCUGUGAGGGAUUCUUCCCAAUUACAAGGACCUAAAGGAAGCUUAGUGUUUCUUUAUCCAGUUCUUGGAACAUGGGGAUUUUCACCAAACCCCAAAAAAUGGAUCAAGUUUUUAGAUUGGUUUGCUGUUGCCAGUAGAAAUAAGGACUACCAGCUUAAUGUUCCGGGAAAUGUAGUUUCAGACUGGUACAGGCAAUUCCAGCGCGAGGGUAAAACAUCUAGCAUUUGGUCAAUUUGGCAUAUAUACUAUGCAUGGAAGAAUAAUGAAUACACCCUGUACUCUAAUUUUGAAGGACAUGCUGGACUUUCAACAAAUUGGCAAGAAGAUGGACUUCAUUAUUUAAAUAUAAGGAAAACUACAAAUAUUUUGUUGACAGAAUGGAAGCCAGAAUAUGAAAUACUCCCCGACAAACCUCAUCAUGUAGAUAUUGCUGGAAAGGUUAUAUCAUAAAUAAGAAGAUUAUAAGGAAACAGGAAAAAUCAUGUUACAUUAUAACAAAUAAGUAUAUUUUGUAUGAUGCCAUAAAACAACUGAUGUCAUCAAGAUUCAUAUGAUAUCAUGAACAAAGCAUGAUGUCAUUACUGUUUGUAUAAUGUUACCAAUCAUGUUGUCUGAUAAUGAACAAAGCAUAUUAAUGUCAUCACAUUUAGAUGAUGUCAUGAACAAAGCAUGAUGCCAUCACAUUAUAAAUACUUAUAAUGUCAUCAUAUCUCAUUUGUAUGUUGUAAUAUCCAUAGUAUGAUGUCAUUGAAUUAUAAUUAUAUGAUGUCAUAUACAAAGAAUGUUGUCAGAAUAACAGUAUUAUGUUUAAAGAUUUUUAAUUUCCAGUACAAGUUAUAAUGUAAUCUAGAGCACAUAUUGCAUCAUUCAUAUUGCUUCAUGUUACACAGUGUUACAAACAGAGUUAAGUGCAAAAAUUGUAACUUAUUGAGCUUAUAAGGAGUAAGUUAAGACAGUCUUGCAAUAGUUUAGCUCUGCUUUUAAAAGAAUCCGGGACUUUCCUUGUCAGAUGCUUUUUGCUGUAGUGUACAAUGUACCUUAAUAUUACAGAAUAUGUCAUUCUGUGCAAUAAAAAGAUCUUGUUACAAAAAUAUUUUUUUUAGUUUAUUGUUCUCCUUAUACAUUUAUGUGCUUUG